AUGGUCAAGGACAUUGCCCCGAGAGCGGGUUUGCCUGCUGAUUUUCUUUGGGGCUUUGCAACUGCUGCAUAUCAGAUUGAGGGUGGUGCUACAGCAGACGGCCGAGGCCCUUCAAUUUGGGAUACCUUUUGCAAAAUCCCCGGCAAGAUUGCCGACGGGAGCUCUGGAGAUGUUGCGUGUGACUCGUAUCACCGAACCGCCCAGGAUAUCGAACUGCUCAAGAAGCUUGGAGCCAGAGCCUAUCGUUUCUCCAUCUCGUGGUCCCGGGUCAUCCCCUUAGGUGGCCGCAAUGACCCGGUCAACGAGGCUGGGCUCCAAUACUACGUCAAAUUCGUCGAUGACCUGCUCGAGGCCGGCAUUGUGCCUUUCAUCACUCUUUUCCACUGGGAUCUGCCCGACGAGCUCGACAAGCGCUACGGAGGCUUCUUGAACAAGGAGGAGUUCGUUGCUGACUUUGCCAACUAUGCACGGGUCAUGUUCGAGGCCAUGGGCUGCCGGGUCAAGCACUGGAUUACCUUUAACGAACCAUUCUGCAGUGCGAUCCUCGGAUACAACGCCGGUGUAUUCGCCCCCGGUCGCUCCAGCGACAGAAAGAGGAGUGCCCACGGCGACGGAUCUACCGAACCUUGGAUAGUUGGCCAUCACAUCCUGCUGGCACAUGCCACUGCGGUCAAAAUCUACCGAGAAGAGUUCAAGGCGCGGGACGGAGGAGAGAUUGGCAUCACCUUGAACGGCGACUGGACCGAGCCAUGGGAUCCCGAGGACGAACAGGACCGGAUAGCGUGCGAUCGCAAGAUCGAGUUCGCCAUCUGCUGGUUCGCCGACCCCGUGUACUUCGGUCACUAUCCGGAAUCGAUGGUCAAGCAGCUCGGUGACCGGCUGCCCAAGUUCAGCGAAGAAGAAAGCGAGCUCAUGAAGGGCUCCAACGAUUUCUACGGGAUGAAUCACUACUGCGCCAACUACAUCAAACACAAGGAAGGUCCCGCCGAUCCGCUCGACUUCUCGGGGAAUCUGGAGAUCCUCUUCGAAGACAAGUAUGGCAACAGCAUCGGACCCGAGACGCAAAGUUUCUGGCUCCGGCCUCAUGCGCCGGGGUUCCGAAAACUGAUGAAGUGGCUGAGUGACCGAUACGGACGACCGAAAAUCUACGUGACGGAGAACGGCACGAGUAUCAAAGGCGAGAACGACUUGUCGCGGGACGAGAUCCUCGAGGAUGAUUUCCGGUGCGAGUAUUUCCGGAGCUACAUCACCAGCAUGGCCGAGGCCGUGGCGGAAGAUGGAUGUGACUGUAGGGGAUACAUGGCAUGGAGUCUCAUGGAUAACUUCGAAUGGGCUGAAGGGUACGAGACUCGCUUUGGCGUGACCUACGUCGACUACGAGAACGACCAGAAACGGUACCCGAAGAAGAGUGCGCUGGAGAUCAGGAAGAUAUUUGAUCAGUACUUGGGCAAGAUCUGA
Molecule: messenger RNA, 1458 nt
Organism: Fonsecaea erecta
Lineage: Eukaryota; Fungi; Ascomycota; Eurotiomycetes; Chaetothyriales; Herpotrichiellaceae
Exons: 4
Coding region: 1-1458 (485 amino acids)
Biological process (GO): carbohydrate metabolic process
Molecular function (GO): beta-glucosidase activity
Source: RefSeq, a predicted model, not a curated record